Molecule: messenger RNA, 1035 nt
Organism: Sodiomyces alkalinus F11
Lineage: Eukaryota; Fungi; Ascomycota; Sordariomycetes; Glomerellales; Plectosphaerellaceae
Exons: 1
Coding region: 367-888 (173 amino acids)
Biological process (GO): regulation of DNA-templated transcription
Molecular function (GO): zinc ion binding; DNA-binding transcription factor activity, RNA polymerase II-specific
Source: RefSeq, a predicted model, not a curated record
CAGUCCGAUGAAGUCCCAGCCAGGGCCCGAAGCAUCCCCCACACUGAUCCCACUGGUCCCAACUGCGGAGUGGGCUCGGGACCGAUUCUUCGAAUGCUGGUGGGAUCGGUCCACCGGCAGUGGUGUAUGACAGUGUGUUAGAGCCGGUCGGGAUGGGCGGAGUUCAGCCUUUCACCUGGCCCCGAAACCCGCGCACGAUUAAUCAGCUGAGAGUCGAGACGCCGAAACUCCGAUUCCACUUCGGAUCCAGCUCCAUCUCUCUCGGCUCACAUCCAUCAACACAAUUACCCUGUCUCUGCCACCAGCGCGUUUUGAGGCUCCGCCGUGACCCUCCUUGGUCUUUGGGCCUUUAGACACCACCAGGCAAUGGAAUCAAACGUGAGCCUGACAUGGCGGGAACGCAGCCACCCCCCUUCCCGACAGAGAUCCUGUGCUACCUGCAUCAAGACCAAACGCCGCUGCGAUAACGGGUUGCCGUUCUGCGGACGCUGUCGCCAACGGGGACUUACCUGCGUCUACCGAGGCAGAUUGGGGAGAACCGGAAGCUCCCGACGGGCGAGUUCACCGCAGUCCGAUCUAGCGAUCAUCGCACAGCAGCCAACCAAUGCGUCUACCUCUUCCGGUGAUUGUUCAUCAUCAGGAGGCACAACAAACGAGCCUGACCCUACGCUUAUCCCGUCCCUCUUACUUGAGCAGAAUCUGGACUCCGUCAGCCCUCUAUGUCCCUUCACCGACGCGGCAUUGCCCGACCCCACCGCUUUUGGUUUCCCCCUGGAUGAGCCACCUCUGGGGUUGAUCCAUCAGCCAGUACAGCCGGCGCUGUUGACCUCCUUACUGGGGCUUGACGAAGCAGAAGGGUGGUAUGCUUCUCGAGGGGGCGUAUUGUGAGGAGAAUCAGGCUACUGUCUGACGAAGUGAUGGGGACCAAGAGUCCAGUGACUCCAGUCUUCGAAGAAGAAACUCCUUUUGAUGCCGUAUUCUCGACGAAUGGCUGGCGGACUUGACAAAUCUAUGUUCGCUACAGAGGGUCUCCGA